Chaetomium fimeti is the source of this 907-nucleotide messenger RNA. RefSeq lists its product as uncharacterized. NCBI's taxonomy places the organism in Eukaryota, Fungi, Ascomycota, Sordariomycetes, Sordariales, Chaetomiaceae. The transcript is spliced from 3 exons. The record is from RefSeq and is a predicted model, not a curated record. The coding region runs from base 111 to 797 and encodes 228 amino acids.
CCAAUCCAACACUUUUUCCGAGCAAUCACCAGUGACCGCUGCCUUCGAUCUUCACCCACACAACACAAAACACCAAUACUUCCUCAUUGUCUUCUUUCCCAACGUCAACCAUGGGUGGUAAGACUUGGUCCCGCAAGGAAGAGCUCGUCUACUGGCUCGAGUUGAUCCCUCACUCGCCGAAGCGCCUUGGCCACGACCUCGCUGCCAAUGAGGAAAAGGCCUGGAACUGGGUCGCCCAGCGCAUGACCAAGAGCAUGGGCAGUUCUGCCCGUCGCAAGUACACUCCUCUGUGUGUCUUUGAACAUUAUUUUCAGAAUACCUACCUAGGCCGUUUCUCGCCCAAUAUCGGCAAGCUGCACCUGAGAUAUUACAGGCGUGAGCAGGCCUCGAAGAAGAAAAAGGAGAAGGAGCGUGUUAUGGCUGAGGAGCUAGAGGAGGCGCGGUCCGACUCUUCCAUGACCGAUGCUUCCGGCGAUGCCGAGCCUCCGAUUAAGGUCGACUCCAACGGCGACGAGCAGGCUCCCAUCGUCAUUAACUGUCAGUAUCCCACGGUGCCGUCCUACCACACGCACGCCCCAGCUCCCCGGUCCACGGUCCCGUCGGCACCCGCGAGCUUCGCUCCCUCCGACUUCCUGCCACCGCCACCCCCAUACCAUUUCCACCAGUUCCCAGCUAACCACGACCGUUUGGCAACCACAGAAACAGAGGGUGACAGCCCGUUUAUGGCCCAGCCGCCUGCUUCUGGGGCGGAUGAUGCUGCUGCUCCGCACCGGAGCUACAGCUAUCACCAUUACUGAACGGCGCUGGCCAUGAUUCAUCAUGCACUUAGCAGCGGACUUGCUUUUUUUUGGCAGACAGAAGGAAACGGGCACAGUCAACAUCAACGCUCAUCGCUGCGGUGAUUUGC